Molecule: messenger RNA, 3994 nt
Organism: Anoplophora glabripennis (Asian longhorned beetle)
Lineage: Eukaryota; Metazoa; Arthropoda; Insecta; Coleoptera; Cerambycidae
Exons: 2
Coding region: 119-904 (261 amino acids)
Source: RefSeq, a predicted model, not a curated record
AGCAGAGAAAUAUUCGUUUACUGUUUGUGGAUUUGCAGAAGGAAUUAUUUUUAAAUAUAAAUAAGUGUGCUUCUCUACCAAAUUUGAAAAAUUUUAAUAUAAGUUUCAAAUUGUUUUUAUGGACCCAAAUUGUGCAAAUAUGACAGGAGAACCUAACCAAGCAAAUCGCUCUUCUGUAUUUGGAUUUGAUCCCUACCCACCUCCAUACGUAAAUUGGAGUCAACCAGAUGUUUUUACUAACCCAGUCACACAGUUUCGGCCUGGACCAAGUCUCCAACAACCGCAACUAUGUAUGCCGAACACUGGUGGGCCAUCAUUUCCAGUACAGGGUCUGCCAGAACAGCAAGUUGGUAUACCAAAUGCAGUUCCUCAAUUUACUAUGACGUCUUUACCCCAGCAACAAGUCAAUUUUUCUUUUGGGGCUCCCAGGCCAACACAGGAUGUUGUGCAGUUCCCUUUUCAAAUCGCCUGCCAUGGGUUUGGCCAGAGGACCAUUCCAUCCAUUCGAUGCAAAAGAAAGACUGAUUCACCACCUUUACAACCGGUAAAGCAACAUAUUACCGAAGAGAAAAUGGCGGAACAUAUGUCCAAACUUCACAUAAGUUCAGAAUCUGUCGGGUCUUCGAAAGAAUCCGAUUCAGAUCGAACACAGAGGUUAUACAUGUGCGAAGAGAUGCGGAAAUUACAGACUGACUCACUAUUGCCUCAAAGUCUGAUAGCUCGAAUACAAAGACCCUGUACAGCUUUAGUCUUGUGGAAACCACCAACGAGAAUUUUACCAUUAGUAAAUAAUGAUAUCGAUGAAAAUGAAAAUAAUAACGAACAGCAACAACCCGAUAAUAAUGUACCGAACGAAUCCGAAAUGGAGAAUGAUCUAAAUAAUAUGGAUAUGGAUAAUUGCUAGGAAUUUUAACUAGUGGUUUUGUAAAGACUGAUUUUAGAGGUAAUUCAAAGAAGUGUCAUUUGUUAUUUCUAUUUAAGUGAAAAAACAUAUUAAAAUAUGACGAAGCUCAAACAUGGCAUAGCCCGUUUCUGUUUAAUAUCAAAAUUGCUUAAAUUUAUGUUUUUUUUAUGUUGUAUUUAAUUAAGUACUUGCUAAUAAAUAUAAAACAUAUGAUGUUAAGUGCUUUAAAUCUCAAAUAUCGGAGAGAGAUAAUUUUUUUGCAUUUAUUUCUGCAUUCUCAGUUGAAACUUACGGCUAGUUCAAGCAGCAUGAUCUGUGUAAACCUCAUAUAAGAGAAAUCAAUGCUCACUAUUGGUUGGAUAGUGACAUCGUAGUCGUAAAGAUGUUUGGUAGUUUAAACAUAUUUAGGUUGUUUUUUUUUUCAGCUGAUUGUCUCAAACGUAUCCAUAAGAAAGUGGUAGACGUAAAUAAUUGACAAUUUAAUUAUUUGUCAGUUGAAAAAAUUGCCCUUAAACGAUAAAGUAACCAAUAUACUUCUUGAAUUCACUACAGCAUGUGUACUGUAGGUACAUGCAAUGGUUUCUGAGAUUUCUAAAAAAAUUCCAACUAACUACAUGUUCUGCUGUUGACAGUAUUAUCAGCUUUUUUAGAAACAAAAAGAGUUUCCAUGUGAUCAUUUUUUCGGAAAUACGUUUUGCCUCUUCAAGUUCAAGGCAACAAAAUUUAAAAAAAUUUCAAUGUUAAAUCCGAGUCGUUAUCAAAAUCAUUACCAUUAAUACUUUUUCAAGACUUUUUGUUGAACUCUUCACAACGUCCUUUCACAAAAACCCUGUCACUUUCUGACGAAAUCUUUUCUAUAUCGUAUAUUACGUAAUGUCACUGCUUAUCAAGUCUCUGCUUGCAACGCACACAGUUCUCAAAAAUGUCAUCCUGAAUAUUAUGUUUCCUAGCAUCUUCGAGAGACUUCUUCUUCUUUCACUUGACCGAAACUGUCUCGUAGUUACCACUAACUUGUUGUUUUUACCUGUAGAUUUCUCCCUUAUGCUGUUAUAGUCAAGAUACCAUUUUCGUCCUGAUGAAAAUGUACAGAAAACUUAACGUCUCCAGCAUGUUUUUUUAGAAUGUUCGUAAUUGAGAACUCGCCUAAUUUAUUGUUGUAAAUUGUGUUUUUUCUCUCCCCUUCAUAAUUGUAAAUGUUGUUAUACUUUGAUUAUUAAAAGACGUUACUAAGUUACGGGAAACCUCAAUUGGCAAGCAAGAAUUUUUGAGCGGUUGAAUUUAAUUUGUAAACUUGAUUAUAUUGUGUAACUAAUGACUUCUGAACUUUAAGCAGAACUUUUUAAAAAAUAUCUGCCCAUAGUAUUACAAACCAUUUUUUUACAACUUGAUUGCGCCUUGAACUAGUUCGUAGUUUUGUAGCGGCAUUUUGAAUUUAUUGAAUUUAUUGUGAAACGAAACUGAUGUUAUUAUUCUCUUACUCUGAGAAGUGCCAACAUCAUCUGUAAUAUAAAAAAAAUGCUCAUGAAAUUAUGUAAUGCACUGCAUGUGGCACAUGUACAAUGUCUGAAUAUUAUUUUAAAACUCGUUUAAGUAUUAAGUAUUUUGUCUAAAAUUAAUCUUAAGAUUUUUCGGAUCUAUUUAAGUAAUGGUUUUUAGUAAUAAUUUUUUCUAAAUAUAAAAUUUUUUAAAUUGAAACUAUUUACUAAUUUUCAAGGAAUUGUAUAUCUUUGCAUUUUUAAUAUAGAAAAUUGUACAUAUUUUAAAUUAAAAGAGAUGUAUAAAUAUUUUAUAGAAAAUAUUAAUAAACCAUCAUCUAUUUUCUUCCUGAAGAAGUGACAUAUCAAUCAUAUAAAUAUUUUUUCAUAAAAUGUAUUAAUAUAAAAAGGAGCUUUUUUUUAAUAACCAUAAGAAAAUUUAAAGAAUGUUCCAAACUCAUUUCUCCAGGAAGACAAUUAUUUCAUCUUUAUUCCUUCCAAUAUUUAGUUUCUUCAGUUUUAUCCUCGCCAAGAAUUCUGUUAUCCAGAAGAAUUCACUUACUAAAUUUGUCCUAAAUAUAUUUAUGUUUAAAUCGGACCUUGACAAAGUUAAUUUAUUUAGGUUUGUUCCAAUAACAUUCUGGGACUAGUUUGAACCUUAAUUUCUUGAAAGUAUAAGUUGGAACAAAUUUUUGCUGUGGAUGGUAGUUCGUGAUUAAUUUCAGUCUUCUGAUGAAUUUAAUGCUUUGUGUUUAUUUAAUUAUUGCUGGAAUUACCUAUUACUGGAUAUCCAGUCAUUGAGUAUAAGUAGUGUAGCUCAUAAGACCGAAUGUAUUAUUUUUCUUCAAGUUCAAGCAUUUUAAAUGUUCAACAUUAAUCUUACUGCAUUCUGUUGGUGAUUUUGUAGUUUCGUAUAUAUUUUUUUAUAAUUUUAUAUAUUUAAAGUGUCAAAGAGAAGAUAAUUAACGCAAUUCUUAGUCGAAAAAGUUAAUUUAGAUUGGAUUCAAACAAUUAAAACACUAACAUUUCAAUUGCAUGUUCAAUUUUCACCAAUUACUUAAUCACAAAAAGUUAAAAGAAUAGGAAAAUAUUAAUUCUUCCAAACUUUUUCACUAAUAUUCUUAGAUUUUUUAAAUUAGUGUUUUGUUUUUACCUUUCGAAGUGCCUAGUAGAUGAAUAUAUAAACAGUUCAUGUACCAUAAGGGCGCUUGUAAACGACGGUUUUUUAGCUCUUUGUAAGCCCGGUGAAUCCACCCUAAAUUCAAUAGAUUCGUGGAUUCACCGGACUUACAAACGGCUAAAAAAACAUCGUUUACAAGCGGCCUAACCAUGUACAGAUUUUAUUAUUCAGAUAAUAUCGUGCUAAUACAAAAUAAUGCCCAAAUAAAUCCUUAAAUAAUGGCGAAAAGUUCAUUGUAUUUUUUAUUUAACAUUUUAUUGGCUUGCAAUAAACACAAUUACUUCUCUUUGAUAGUUUGACAAUUUCUGUUGAAAUACCUCAUAAUCAUGCUGCCACUUUUAAAAUAGUGUUUUAUUUUUAUAUUUUUCAUAAAAAUGUGAUUUUAAUGUGCUUUUUGUAUUUAGUAUUAACUGUCGUGAUCUACUUUGGUUUAAU